Molecule: messenger RNA, 4284 nt
Organism: Carassius gibelio (silver crucian carp)
Lineage: Eukaryota; Metazoa; Chordata; Actinopteri; Cypriniformes; Cyprinidae
Product: leukocyte elastase inhibitor
Exons: 7
Coding region: 159-1304 (381 amino acids)
Biological process (GO): negative regulation of endopeptidase activity
Molecular function (GO): serine-type endopeptidase inhibitor activity
Source: RefSeq, a predicted model, not a curated record
GUGUCGUAUGGAACUGAAGGUGGGAAGCUACUUCCUCAUACUUAUUCGAAUCAUACCCUUUCAUUUUUCAGUACGCGCCGUAGCGGUGUCCCGUGCUGAGCUGUCGAACAAAACCGAACUGAUUCAUUUACGUCCAAAAUUAACAAUUGUCAUCGGUCAUGGAGGGUGUGUCUCGUGCUAACAGUCUCUUCGCUCUGGAUCUCUAUCGGGCUCUGAGCGCGAGCAACGCUGAGGGAAACAUGUUCUUCUCUCCACUGAGCAUCAGCGCAGCGCUCAGCAUGGUCUACCUUGGAGCCCGAGGAGAGACUGCCAAAGAAAUGGCAAAGGUUUUGUCCUUUAGUUCUGUCUCUGAUGUUCACUCUCAUUUUGAGACCCUCACCUCAACUAUUAACAGUCCAUCAGCUUCCUACAUCCUCAAACUGGCAAACCGUCUCUAUGGAGAGAAAACCUUCAGCUUCUUACCUGAGUAUUUGGAGUCCACUCUGAAGCUGUACCACGCUGACCUUCAGGCUGUGGACUUCAUUGGAGCAUUUGACGAGUCACGACAGCUCAUUAACAAAUGGGUGGAAGAGCAGACAGAGAAUAAAAUUAAAGAUCUUCUUAUCCGCGGUGCUGUAAAUGAGUUGACCCGUCUAGUUCUGGUUAAUGCCAUCUACUUUAAAGGGAACUGGAUGCACCAAUUUGAAACAAGAACAACUAAAGAAAUGCCAUUUAAAAUAAACCAGAAUGAGAGCCGGCCUGUGCAAAUGAUGUACCAGAAGAAGAAGUUCCCUUUCAGAUACAUCCCGGAGUAUGAAGUGCAGGUGCUGGAGUUACCAUAUGUAAAGGAAGAGCUCAGCAUGUUGAUCCUUCUUCCAGAUGAAACUCAGGAUGGCUCUGACCCUCUUCUUAAGCUUGAGAGCAAGUUGACCCUUGAUAAGCUGCUUGAUUGGACCAAAAGAGACAAAAUGGCUACGCAGAUGGAUACCGUAGUCUACUUGCCAAAGUUCAAGCUGGAGGUUGAGAGCUCCCUAUCAGAAAUAUUGCAAAAGAUGGGUAUGAGCUCUGUGUUCCAGGAAACAAAGGCUGAUCUGACAGGCAUGAGCAGUAAAGGUGGCCUCUUCCUUUCAGCAGUGAUCCACAAGGCUUUUAUUGAAGUCAAUGAGGAAGGCACUGAGGCAGCAGCAGCCACUGCAUGUACAGUAAUGCUUUGCUGUGCCAUAAUAACAAAACCUUUCAUAGCAGAUCACCCCUUCUUGUUCUUCAUUAGACACAAUCCCACUAACAGCAUCCUGUUUCUUGGCAGAUUCAGAGGCCCAUCCUAGAAAUUUAUCUUUUCUGUUACAUCAAAAUUCGUUGAAUGUUUUAUUAAAUCAAUUGCACCACAUACAUUUGUCAAACAUUAUAUUACUCCAGAUUGCUUAGACAUUUAAUAUUGAGUCAGGGAAUCAACUUUUCAUAACAACAACAUUUUAUGAACAUGGUACAGUAUUGUUCAAAAUAAUAGCAGUACAAUGUGACUAACCAGAAUAAUCAAGGUUUUUAGUAUAUUUUUUAUUGCUACGUGGCAAACAAGUUACCAGUAGGUUCAGUAGAUUGUCAGAAAACAAACAAGACCCAGCAUUCAUGAUAUGCACGCUCUUAAGGCUGUGCAAUUGGGCAAUUAGUUGAAAGGGGUGUGUUCAAAAAAAUAGCAGUGUCUACCUUUGACUGUACAAACUCAAAACUAUUUUGUACAAACAUUUUUUUUUUCUGGGAUUUAGCAAUCCUGUGAAUCACUAAACUAAUAUUUAGUUGUUUGACCACAGUUUUUUAAAACUGCUUGACAUCUGUGUGGCAUGGAGUCAACCAACUUGUGGCACCUCUCAGCUGUUAUUCCACUCCAUGAUUCUUUAACAACAUUCCACAAUUCAUUCACAUUUCUUGGUUUUGCUUCAGAAACAGCAUUUUUGAUAUCACCCCACAAGUUCUCAAUUGGAUUAAGGUCUGGAGAUUGGGCUGGCCACUCCAUAACAUUAAUUUUGUUGGUUUGGAACCAAGACUUUGCCCGUUUACUAGUGUGUUUUGGGUCAUUGUCUUGUUGAAACAACCAUUUCAAGGGCAUGUCCUCUUCAGCAUAGGGCAACAUGACCUCUUCAAGUAUUUUAACAUAUGCAAACUGAUCCAUGAUCCCUGGUAUGCGAUAAAUAGGCCCAACACCAUAGUAGGAGAAACAUGCCCAUAUCAUGAUGCUUGCACCUCCAUGCUUCACUGUCUUCACUGUGUACUGUGGCUUGAAUUCAGAGUUUGGGGGUCGUCUCACAAACUGCCUGUGGCCCUUGGACCCAAAAAGAACAAUUUUACUCUCAUCAGUCCACAAAAUGUUCCUCCAUUUCUCUUUAGGCCAGUUGAUGUGUUCUUUGGCAAAUUGUAACCUCUUCUGCACAUGCCUUUUUUUUAACAGAGGGACUUUGCGGGGGAUUCUUGAAAAUAUAUUAGCUUCACACAGACGUCUUCUAACUGUCACAGUACUUACAGGUAACUCCAGACUGUCUUUGAUCAUCCUGGAGGUGAUCAUUGGCUGAGCCUUUGCCAUUCUGGUUAUUCUUCUAUCCAUUUUGAUGGUUGUCUUCCGUUUUCUUCCACGUCUCUCUGGUUUUGCUCUCCAUUUUAAGGCAUUGGAGAUCAUUUUAGCUGAACAGCCUAUCAUUUUUUGCACCUCUUUAUAGGUUUUCCCCUCUCUAAUCAACUUUUUAAUCAAAGUACGCUGUUCUUCUGAACAAUGUCUUGAACGACCCAUUUUCCUCAGCUUUCAAAUGCAUGUUCAACAAGUGUUGGCUUCAUCCUUAAAUAGGGGCCACCUGAUUCACACCUGUUUCUUCACAAAAUUGAUGACCUCAGUGAUUGAAUGCCAAACUGCUAUUUUUUUGAACACACCCCUUUCAACUAAUUCAACUAAUUGCCCAAUUGCACAGCCUUAAGAGUGUGCAUAUCAUGAAUGCUGGGUCUCAUUUGUUUUCUGAGAAUCUACUGAACCUACUGGUAACUUGUUUGCCACGUAGCAAUAAAAAAAUAUACGAAAAACCUUGAUUAUUCUGGUUAGUCACAUUGUACUGCUAUUAUUUUGAACAAUACUGUAUGUUUGUCUCAGAUGGAACAGGAAAAAACAUCAUCCAGCAGUACUUUACCAUUAUUUUACCAUUAAGGGAUGAGUGGUACAAUAUAAACCAAGAUUUGACAACAGUGAAACUAACAUGUAACCAGAAUUGGUUUGUUUUGGUUCAAUAAUGAUGGUUUUCUGAUCUCUGUUGGUGACCUUGCCAUUUGCACUCUUAAGGUUCAAAAAUUUACCUUUUGAGGUUCCUGGAGAUUGCAGCUGUGGGGGAACCUUAAAGGGUCAUUUUUGAACUUUUUUGAAAAGGUUCUAAUUGGAAGUGGCGAUCUCCUGCAGAGUUUAGCUCCAACCUUGAAAAAAAACCUCACAUUUCUGUAGCCUUAGUAAUCCUGAAGACCUUGAUUAGAUUUUACAGAUGUGUUUGAUUAGGGUUAGACCACACCGGGUGUCACUCCUGUCUGCUAAGAACAGGAAACGGAGGCUACAAUUUGCUCACCAAAAUAGGACAAUAGAAGAUUGGAAAAAUGUUGCCUGGUCUGAUAAGUCUCGAUUUCUGCUCCGACAUUCAGAUUCAAAAUUUGGCAUAAAGAACAUGAAAGCAUGGAUCCAUCCUGCCUUGUCACAAUGGUUCAGGCUGCUGGAGGUGUAAUGGUGUGAGUGGUAUUUUCUUGGCACACUUUGGGCCCCUUAAUACCAAUUGAGCAUCAUUUAAAUGCCACAGUGUACCGGAGUAUUGUUGCUGACCAUGUCCAUCCCUUUAUAAAAACAGUGUACCCAUCUUCUGAUGGCUCAAAUCACAAAGCUCAAAUCAUCCCAGACUGGUUUCUUGAACAUGACAAUUAGUUCACUUUACUCAAAUGGCCUCCACAUUCGCUAGAUCUCAAUCCAAUAGAGCAGCUUUGGGAUGUGGUGGAACGGGAGAUUUGCAUCAUGGAUGUGCAGCCAACAAAUCUGCAGCAACUGUGUGAUGCUAUCAUGUCAAUGUGGACUAAAAUCCCUGAGGAAUAUUUCCAAAACUUUGUUGAAUCUAUGCCACGAAAAAUUAACGCAGUCCUUAAGGUAUCAUCAGAAUGUGAAAUUAUAUGGAUGGGAAAGUUUAUAGGUUAGUCACAUUCAGCUUUAUUUGCUUUAGGCUAUAUUUGAAAGUAAUUUAGUAUGCCUGUAUAAAUUAAUGCAAAUGAUCAGAACACAAUAAAAAAUGUUGUUUUGCA